Molecule: messenger RNA, 885 nt
Organism: Rodentolepis nana
Lineage: Eukaryota; Metazoa; Platyhelminthes; Cestoda; Cyclophyllidea; Hymenolepididae
Source: the annotation of a GenBank genome assembly
AUGGAUAAAUGGAUGACAAAUCUGCCUGAAGAUGUAACUUAUGUUCCUCUAUUCAAACUUAAUAUCCCCGGUUCUCAUGAUUCCUGUUCCUACUGUAUCGAUGCCAAAUGUGAUUUAUCUGAAGACAACGAAGCAUUUCCCAUUUUGAGGCUAUUGGGCAAUUUCGGUAAAGCCAUAUCUUCACAAUGGGGUCGAACCCAGGACGCCAAUUUGUCUGAACAGCUUUCAGCAGGUAUCCGAUAUUUUGAUCUACGUGUAAUGCGUCGUCGAUCCGAUGGUCUCUUCUACUUUGUACACGGACAAUUUGCCAAAACGCUCUCCACAGAAUUACUCACCAUUCAUUCAUUUCUUCAAGACCACCCCAAAGAGGUAGUUAUUUUGGAUUUCAACCAUCUCUAUUGUUUCUUUCAUCCAGACGAUCUUUCGGAGUUCAUCGCCGUCAUUAUCUCGGUUUUUGGAUCAAUGUUGGCCCCAAAAAGCGAUCGAAUUCCAUGCUUAAAAGACCUCUGGGAGAAAGGACACCAAGUGAUUUGUCUACUUCAUGAGAUUUCGGAAUAUGUGGAGAUGUGGACCCCAGAUAAAAUAUCCUCUCCCUGGCCUAAUACAGUUGACUUACAGAAGCUCAUGUGCUUCAUUAACUCACAUCCCCCAGUGGGAGAUAAUCAAUUCCACGUAACUCAAGGAGUUCUUACACCGGAUAAGGACUAUGUGGUGGCCAAUAUGAAUUCCAACUUGUCGGUUUUGGCAGCUCCCGCAAGUGAGCAAGUUAUUAAAUGGAUUGAAGAGAAGGUUACGAGGAAUCAAAGGAAUAUAAUCAUUAUUGAUUUUGCUGUGAAAACGUAUCCCAAGUUUGCUGAAGUUGUGAUCAAGUUGAACCUAACAUGA